UGGCAUCCAGUUCGGCACUUCGUGUUGGCGCGCGUCCGCGAACCUUCUGAAGCAGUCCAUAUUUUCAAAUCGUUAAAUUGGGAAACAAUUGAUAUCAGACGUUGGUGAAGUGAAAUUUCAGUUUGGUGAAUUUGCAGUGAGCGAAGAAACAAAGUAAUCGAAAUGGAAAUCACGGAGCUUUACCGCUACUAUUGGCACGAGCAAGUUGACCAGAGGACCAAGGACCUACCCUUUAUGGUAUCGCCCAUAAUCAUUCCUUCGACUCUGUUAGCGUAUCUAGUCAUUGUUCUACACUUGGCACCGGAUUACAUGAAGAACAGGGAGCCGUAUAGCUUGAAAACUUUCAUCAGAUACUACAACGUCUUCCAAGUUUUCAUCAACGCGUACAUAAUUAUGCAGUUGUUUAGCGCUGGUUUAUUUUCCAAUCUGAAGAACUUCUGCUUUGAUGAGGAUUAUUCCUUCGACCCUGAUUCCCUAAAGAUAUCGUACACGUGCUGGCUGGGUCUGAUGAUAAAGAUCGUCGAUCUAGUUGAGACAGUGACGUUCGUGCUCAGGAAAAAAAACAACCAGGUUACCUUCUUGCACCUGUACCACCAUGUAUCGACAGUGCUGGUGGUCUGGAUGUUCACGAAAUAUAUGGCAACGCAUAUGAUCGCGGUUCCGCUCGCGGUGAACUGCGCUGUGCACGUGGUCAUGUACACUUAUUAUUUCUUCAGCAGCUUCGGCGACAAAUCGCCGAAAAUUCUGAAGACGAUUAAACCGCUGAUCACGAUAAUGCAAAUGGUGCAGUUUGUCUACAUGAUAAUACACGCCCUUGUGCCAUUCGUGCAGGACUGUAAUGUCAGUAGCAUCCCAUCGAUCGUACAAAUCACUAAUAUCUCAAUCAACUUCGCACUGUUCUACAACUUCUAUCGGAAGACCUAUAAGACUCCGAAGAAGAAGGCGAAUUAAAUGAAACUAGAACCAUUGGAUCCUGACAAGUAAUAUCGCAAUAAAUCAUAAUUUAUUUUUCGAUUG
Megalopta genalis is the source of this 1017-nucleotide messenger RNA. Its product is annotated as very long chain fatty acid elongase 4-like. Gene Ontology annotation, biological process: fatty acid elongation, polyunsaturated fatty acid; fatty acid elongation, saturated fatty acid; very long-chain fatty acid biosynthetic process. The record is from RefSeq and is a predicted model, not a curated record. Gene Ontology annotation, molecular function: fatty acid elongase activity. Lineage: Eukaryota; Metazoa; Arthropoda; Insecta; Hymenoptera; Halictidae. Gene Ontology annotation, cellular component: endoplasmic reticulum membrane.